Talaromyces stipitatus ATCC 10500 is the source of this 1831-nucleotide messenger RNA. Its product is annotated as MFS monocarboxylate transporter, putative. The transcript has 3 exons. NCBI's taxonomy places the organism in Eukaryota, Fungi, Ascomycota, Eurotiomycetes, Eurotiales, Trichocomaceae. Gene Ontology annotation, molecular function: transmembrane transporter activity. Bases 119 to 1456 code for a protein of 445 amino acids. Gene Ontology annotation, biological process: transmembrane transport. The record is from RefSeq and is a predicted model, not a curated record. Gene Ontology annotation, cellular component: fungal-type vacuole membrane.
AAUCAAUCAAAGUUUUGUGACAAGAUUAUUUAGCUUCUUACCGGCAAAAGGUUUCUGGGAGGGAUCUGAGUGAGAGUGAAGCAGACGUUGGUCAAAAGGUCUUGUAUAGACUUUUGAGAUGGCACAGGAUACUUCAGCAGAGGGUCUUGAAAAGGCUAUUGAGACGUCAGAUACUUCCGUAAACGGAAGUGAGAGUGCUGUGCCAAAGACAGAGGAGAUCGCUCCACACGCGAAUACCGGUUAUCAUAAUGCAGAGCUCGAUUUUGAUACAGGCUUCAAGGCCUGGUCGCAAGUGCUUGGGUCUUUCUUUUUGUUUUUCAACUCAUGGGGGUUGAUUAAUACAUUUGGUGCUUUUCAGACUUACUACGAAGACCAAAUUCUAUCUCACGAAUCAGCAUCCACAAUCGCCUGGAUUGGUUCUAUUGAAUCUUUCCUUCUCAUGUUCAUAGGAGUCGUUGCAGGUCCCCUAUUCGAUGCUGGAUUUCUCUCGGUAAUGCUGGCCUUCGGUAGCUUCAUGGUCGUCUUCGGUUAUAUGAUGACCAGUCUCGCCUCUGAAUACUAUCAAGUCAUGCUAGCACAAGGUAUCUGUGUCGGGAUUGGUGCCGGAUUCCUAUUCGUACCAUCAGUAGCCAUUUUGCCGCAAUAUUUCCGAAAAAGGCGAGCUCUCGCAAACGGCAUUGCAGCUUCAGGUAGCAGUUUCGGCGGUGUCAUCUAUCCGAUUAUGUUCGAUCAGCUCCAGAGACAAGUCGGCUUCCCCUGGGCUACUCGAGCCAUCGCUUUUGUAGCUUUGGGGACAUGUACGUUUUCGUGUCUCAUACUACGUGCGCGUUUUCUUCCAACCGAACGACGAGAUUUGAUCCAGCUCUCUGCUUUCAAAGAAGUUCCGUACACACUAUUUUGUUUUGGAAUGUUCUUUGGAUUCCUAGGUUUCUACAAUUUCCUGAUCUAUGUUCAACCAUGGGCAAUUCAGAAUGGAGUCGUGAACGCAAAUUUAGGGUUCUAUCUAGUCUCUAUCCUGAACGCAGCCUCGAUCUUUGGUCGUAUCACGCCAAAUUUGAUAGCCGACUACACGGGUCCAAUCAAUAUCCUUCUACCGGCUGCAGGUCUCACAGCACUAAUGGCUUUUUGCUGGAUCGCUGUCAACUCAGCUGCGGGUAUCAUUGUCCUUGCCGCUCUAUAUGGUUUCUUUUCCGGUGGCUUCGUCUCUCUACCACCCGUCGUCAUGAUGGCCAUCACAAAGGACUUUCGGGAUCUGGGAACUCGAUUGGGCAUGUGUUUCAGUAUUUCUUCCUUGGCCCUUUUAGUCGGUACACCGAUUGGAGGCGCUAUUCUGUCUGCUGGUAAUUCAUACCUCGGCGUGCAGUUGUUCUGUGGAGCAUGUCUUGCGACUUGUGCUGCGUUUAUGGUCGUUAUUCGAUUUAUCCGUGUUGGAUGGAAGUUGACUGCUCGAACAUGAUACAGCGUGUCCAUCGCAAUUCACGAAGUUCAAUUUCUAUAUAUCAAUCCGCGAGACGGGGAGGAGGAACUUUUUAACUGCAUACCAUGGCGUCGCUCUGUUAUUCUUUUAGAUUCAUUUUCCGGCACAAUCUUGUUAACUGCAUAGUACAUUCUAUGGUGUCUAUUAUGCAUCACUCUCAGUGUUGGGAGACAAUCAGGGACAUACGUCACUGCAUGAGGCAUAUCGAUAGCUUGAUUUCGGGGUUUGACCUGGGGAUUCGAUUAUGCCUCAGAUAUUCACACAAAAGCAUUAAUGUAUAUUAUCGAAAAUAAUUUCGGUCAAAUCAUGGUUCUUUUAAAGCAUUAUUCAAUGGGUGUGGAAAGAACUUAGAUA